UGCUUCAGUUUCCAAAGGAGAGGAACAUUAAGAUGGGUGGCAAUUGAAGUUGUAGAAUCAAAGAACAAAGUCUAUUGUGAUCAAGUGUGCUAGGGUCAAGGGAAGUCCCUCCUGAGUGAGCAACAACAUCUACGCACCCCAGCGUCUAUGGGCCUUGACAUCCACCAGGACCCAACACUUACAAGGGCCCAACAUCAGUGCCCUCUACCUGAUCCUGGACAUUUGUGCCCAUAAGCAACAGGAAGACCACAGUUUGGCUCCAGAGGUCCAUCUCCAGCACGGAGAAGUUAGCAAUCAGAGCCUCCACCCAGCUCAAGAACAAAAAACCCUGCAGAAGAGGACCAUCUGCCCACCUGCUGAAGAAUCCUGGGAAACAGGAGACCUGCACGUGUCUUAAGGGGCCUUGCAGCAGUCCCUCAAAAGCUGUCUUGAUGAAAGAUAACCGUGAAUAGCCAGUUUCUGUUACUGAAUUGCACACCCCACAGCAGCUCCACAAUGAGCAUGUUUAACACUGCCAUGGGGAAACUGCAGCAACAACUGUACAAAGGGGAAUACACUAUGUUUAGCUAUACACCGAUGUUUGAGAGUGACUUCAUCCAGAUCAACAAAAGAGGAGAAAUGAUUGAUGUGCACAACCGCGCCCAAACGCUGACUCUGGGCGUUGUUCGCACCAGCCCCUGCCUUGCGCUACCUGAUGUCAUGCUGCUGGCCCGGCCAGCUCCUAUCGAUGAACACGCUGGAGGCAAACAGGAAAGAGUCAUCAAGCCUGCACAGGCCUUAGAGCUAACCAGGCUGCUUCCCUUGAAGUUUGUAAAGAUAACCAUCCACAACAGUAACAAAAAACAGCUCCGCCUGAAGCUUGCCACUGGCCACUCUUUUUACCUCCAGUUGAGUCCUCCUGCAGACACAACGGAGGAUCUUUUUGCUCACUGGGAGAAUCUUGUUCACAUUCUGAGACCAGCAGUGGAUGCUCACAGCCAUACACAGGAGGACACAGCUGACAACACAUUGACUGUGCCUGAGCCUAAGGAAGAGGACACAAGCCCAGAGGCACAUGCUAUGAAGUUUCAUGGAGGGAACACCAGGAGCUUUCAAACUAAUCUUGAAGAUUUGGAGUCCACCCAUAAUGGUUCUACUAAGGAGGAAUGAAUCCAAGAAGCCUUCUGUGUACACUGCAUUCAAGACUUUACAUUCUUCUCCAAUUACAAAACAUGAAUGAGGGAAAGGGAUAGCAACAGGAAUGAUGGUUAACAAAAAGAACCACUACAGGUGCCAUGAAUGUAGCUGCUACCAACGCUGCAGACUCAGGAAACAUACAGCACUGGCAAAAGCAGACUUCAUAUUUUCAGGGAGGAGCACAGUCAGUGUACCCACAACAGGUGCUUCCACCAUGUCUUAAUAUUGCCAUAGUGAGGGCUACAAGUACAUCCUAAUUCUCAAAUGAUGCUUCAGCCAUAUCAGGAAGAGCUUCUGGCCUCUCUCCCCAGGACAGCAUGAGUGUGGCAAUUGCAGGAUCAGAGACUAUUGGCAAGCCUGUUGCAAAAACAGCUAAAGGUUCAGUACAGAGACAACAUAUCUCAACCUUGUAGAGUGGAGGCUAUAUCAGUGGAUGGGACAGAAGGUAGAAGGUGUCCAUUCAGUAGGAUUAACUUUUGAGUAAAUAGCCUCAAAGCUCUGUGGCACAUAUGGUGCAGAGAUAAAUAAAUCAUGAAAGACUGUGGGGAAAUGCAGUAUCAUUCACCCAAAUACAACUGAUCAACUAGAAUUCUUUGUUCUAAUGACAUUCUCUACUAACAGGAAGGGUAGCAAAAAACUAGUGGCAAUCUAGCAACAGGCUCUGAACCAUCUUCAACUUUCCCUUAAUUUGAUAUUUGUGAUUAAAUUAAUAAAUAAUGAAAUGUUGGCAGUUAUUCUCAAAGAUGUGAUCCCAAAUUAUAGCCAAAGAGGAUUCUUCUAAAACUUCCAAAAUUGAGCAUAUAGCCAGCAACAAAAGCAACUAGCAGGAAUCAGAAAAAUGUAAACAAAGUCAGGAAAGCAGCAUGAUACAGCUUUUAAAAUCCAAGCUUGAAUCAUA
This is a messenger RNA of Oryctolagus cuniculus (rabbit), 2074 nucleotides long. RefSeq names its product golgi associated RAB2 interactor family member 6 (gene GARIN6). The record is from RefSeq and is a predicted model, not a curated record. NCBI's taxonomy places the organism in Eukaryota, Metazoa, Chordata, Mammalia, Lagomorpha, Leporidae. Gene Ontology annotation, cellular component: nucleus.